Triticum urartu is the source of this 1409-nucleotide messenger RNA. Its product is annotated as phosphoenolpyruvate carboxylase kinase 2-like. The record is from RefSeq and is a predicted model, not a curated record. Gene Ontology annotation, molecular function: protein kinase activity; ATP binding. Lineage: Eukaryota; Viridiplantae; Streptophyta; Magnoliopsida; Poales; Poaceae. Gene Ontology annotation, biological process: protein phosphorylation.
UCCCCCCUCCCCCUCCCCUCUCGCAUUUAUAACCGCCCUCGCCGCCGGGGAGGCCUCGACCCGCACCACACCGCACACCACACCCGCCCGCCCCAACAACAGAGACGGACCCGGCCAUGGUCUACGGCGGAGAGGAGGCGCUGAGGCGGCAGUACUCCAUCGGCGACGAGAUCGGGCACGGCCGGUUCGGGACCGUCCGCCGCUGCCACUCCAACGCCACGGGGGAGGCGCUGGCGUUGAAGACCACGCCCAAGGCGCCGCUGCGUGACCCUCUCGACCUGGCCCUCGCGGAGCAGGAGCCCAAGCUGCACCUCCUCGCCUCCUCCCCGCCCUGCAGCCCGCACCUGGUCGCCCUCCACGCCGCCUUCGACGACGCCGACGCCGUCCACCUCGUCGUCGACCUCUGCGCCGGCGGGGACCUCCUCUCCCUCAUCUCCGCCCGCGGCGGCCGCCUCCCCGAGCGCGAGGCGGCGGGGCUCGCCGCGCAGAUCGCCUCCGCGCUCGCCGCGUGCCACCGCCGCGGGGUCGCCCACCGGGACGUCAAGCCCGACAACCUCCUCUUCGACGCCGCCACCGGCGCGCUCAAGCUCGCCGACUUCGGCUCCGCGGAGUGGUUCGGGGACGGGCGCCGCAUGUCCGGGAUCGUCGGCACGCCCUACUACGUCGCCCCCGAGGUGGUCGCCGGGCGGGAGUACGGCGAGAAGGUGGACGUGUGGAGCGCCGGGGUGGUGCUCUACAUGAUGCUGUCGGGGUCCGUGCCCUUCUACGGCGCCGCCGCCCCGGAGAUCUUCGAGGCCGUGCUCCGCGGCAACGUGCGCUUCCCGCCGCGCGCCUUCGCCGGCGUCUCCCCCGAGGCCAAGGACCUGAUGCGCCGCAUGCUCUGCAAGGACGUCUCCCGCAGGUUCUCCGCCGAACAAGUCCUGAGGCAUCCGUGGAUCGCGAGCUGCGGAGGGGAUGCGGUUGCGGGCUGAAGAAAUCGAUGGACCAACAUGCGGGGCGCGCUCCAUCCAUCUCUAGAUAGAAGACCUUCUCCACGGAGGACGACGGCUCGGUUUCUGCGGCUCUGCUCUGUUUCUCCGGCAAAUCGGCGAUGGACAGAAGCAGCGGUGGUGCCGGAGUUGAGUUGAGUUCAGUAAGUAGAACUAGUGCUAGUUCCUUCGUGAUCAUUUAGGUCUAGAGGUCUCUGGUGAAGCUGGAAUUGCAGAAGCUUUCACCUGAGUUAGCCUGAAUGUGUGUUUGUUCGUCGUGUUUGUUCUCUGAAUCGCUGCAGCAGUCCUUGUACAUACAGUCUUGAUCAGUUCUAGCUGAAGAGGAAGAGAGGGUUUAGUAGUACUUAGUGGAACUUAGUACGCAGGCUUUGUUCAGAAGAAUGAAAAUGAAGCAAAAAUAUGUGCAUGUUUUGUACAAAA